Messenger RNA from Lodderomyces orthopsilosis Co 90-125, 1668 nucleotides. It is a transcript of the gene RAD57, whose product is annotated as putative DNA-dependent ATPase. Gene Ontology annotation, biological process: DNA recombinase assembly; DNA strand invasion; mitotic recombination. Bases 1 to 1668 code for a protein of 555 amino acids. Gene Ontology annotation, molecular function: single-stranded DNA binding; ATP-dependent DNA damage sensor activity; DNA strand exchange activity. The record is from RefSeq and is a predicted model, not a curated record. Lineage: Eukaryota; Fungi; Ascomycota; Pichiomycetes; Serinales; Debaryomycetaceae. The transcript has a single exon.
AUGGAUGAUUUCAAACAGUUGGGUCCAAGUGAGUUUCAAAGCUCUCACAAAUUCCCCUAUCUAGUGGGUUUACUAAAUGGUUAUGGGAAAUCCAUCGUUGACCUAAUACACCACUAUGAGGCAUCCAAUAAUCAUUCAGAGCUAGCUAAACUCAUAAACCGACCAGCAGGUGAAAUAAACCAGUAUUUUCGAGCACUAGAUAAUGAUUUAUUAAUACAGCCGAGUAAUGUGAAUGAUUUGUUUGAUGAUGGAGAGACAAUCUCCACUGGGUUGACAUCGAUUGAUGAAGAGUUGGGUGGUGGUGGAAUUUACCUCGGUGAGGUAACCGAGGUGUUUGGUGCUAGUGGUUGUGGGAAAUCACAGUUUCUUUAUCAGUUGAUCCACAACUGUAUUGUACAGUACCCUCAAAGUAAACCCAUUCAUGUUGCCACGGAGACAUUUAUGGAGUCGAAAAGGUUGGCAGAUAUGUUUGAAGACGAGUUGGAUCAUCUGACAAUUGAUGCAAAAUUGAAUCAAAUAUCCUAUAUAUAUUGUCCUGACUUGGAAAGUCAAGAUCAUAUUUUGUUUACACAAUUGCCAACACAAUUGCAACAAGAUAAAUCAAAUACGAAACUUCUUGUUAUUGAUUCGAUUGCUCAUCACUUUCGACGAGAGGAUGCAAUGUCCAACGUCAACUUUAUGAAAGACAGGGUAGAGGAGCAAGAACAAGAGCUUGAAGAGGAUGCAGAUUUCCAAGAACUUAAACGAUUGAAAAAUAGUUAUCUGAAAUUGGUUGGCAACAAGACUGCCAAGUAUGCGAAAAGAUCAACAAAACUACAUUAUCUAAGUCUGAUGUAUCGCCAUUUGACCAGAUUGGCCAGGGAGUUCAAUAUUGCUGUAGUGGUGGUGAAUCAAGUUAGUGAUCAUACUGCUGACUUUUCCAAUACAAAACAAUCUGUCAUUGAUGAUGAGGAUUUAUCGUAUCCUUUGAAUUUGGAUUUCCAAAUCCCUAUAGCAUCCGGAUGGGACCCCAAAACAAUAUUCAAAUACCUACCUCCUUCACACGUACAGUUAAACGAACGAGAUUUGGAGUUAUUAGAUUUGGAAUUGCAAAGAUCACUUGAUCCAAAUUCUUCCUCAAACAAACGCAAAAAGGUAACGGAUGAAAAUGGCACUAGGUCUGUGCCCGUAGAAGAAGAUCCUCGAUUGAACAAAAAUAGGAUUGUUGCCAUGCGUGAAACUCAAGCUGAUUUGAUCAUGAAGGCUCAUGAGUUGAAAAAUAAGAGUACAAAAAGAAUAGUUCCUACUUUGGGGUAUCCAUGGGCAACGAGAAUUCAAAAUAGAAUCAUGUUGAUGAAAACGUAUAAGCCUCAAUUGAAGUCAAGAGAAGAGCUAGUAAGUGAGAGUGAAGCGAAUGGAGGAGUGGAUUUAGAAACUGGGUUAUCUUAUGCUCAACUUUGCGAGGGGUUUACGUUGGGCUCAAAUGGGAGUAAAGAGCAGUCACGGCAACUACUGCCUGCUUCAUCUUCAGCCACCAGUGCUAGUGUCCAAUCGAGUGUUUCUCUGUUGAUAAAAGGCUGGCAAGUUGAACGGUUCAUCAAGGUUGUUCUAAGUACACACAACAUAAGAAAUAAUAGGUUUAAGAAUUACGCUUUUGCAAUUGAUAAACGAGGGUUGAAAGAGGUCUGA